Molecule: messenger RNA, 1356 nt
Organism: Fusarium falciforme
Lineage: Eukaryota; Fungi; Ascomycota; Sordariomycetes; Hypocreales; Nectriaceae
Exons: 5
Coding region: 1-1356 (451 amino acids)
Source: RefSeq, a predicted model, not a curated record
AUGGCCCGUCAACAGCGACCCCCCUACGGGCCGUUCCGUGGGCUGGCGGUUUGGCUGCUGGUGGUCCAACUCCAUGUGUCCAUGGUCCUUUCCAAGCCUACUCCAGCCCAGCACGCAACUUCGUCUAUCCUAGACGAUGCCAACCGAACGGUACCAGACUAUAUAACGCGUUAUGCGCCGCUUGUCUGGUUACAUUCAGAGGACCCCUUCCGACCAUCAGACAUCCUUGAGCAUGUUCGACGUACGGCACCGACGGUCAACGAAAGGCCUGUACCUGGUUUGCCGGCUCUCGACCUGGAUAACCUAGAUCUACUCAACGAUGUUGAUGUAGAUACCAACCAAGUCGUCGCGCUGACAUCCAAUGACGAUGUCACCACUCUCCCUUCAUGGCUCUAUGGAGAAACCCCGGACGAGAAGGGCAGAAUCUUCAAUGCGACUGCCUGUGCUGUCAUUAUCGUGGAACAGAGUCCCCGUGAUGUCGAUGCCUUCUUCUUCUACUUCUAUUCAUACGACCGAGGGGCAAAUAUCUCACAAGUGCUGGAGCCCCUGAACAGCUUUGCAAUGGGUAUGGCUGACGGGAUGCACUAUGGGUGCCACGUUGGCGACUGGGAGCACAACAUGGUUCGUUUCCGUGAUGGAAAGCCCACGGGCAUCUACUAUAGCCAACAUUCAAGCGGCGCUGCCUAUGAAUGGAAUGACACGCGCCUUUCAUUGGAGGAUGAGCGGCCCCUCGUCUACAGCGCAUACGGCUCUCACGCGAAUUUCGUAUCUGAGGGGGACCACGUUCAUGACAGUGUCUUGUUGGACUACUGCGAUGCCGGCCAGCUCUGGGACCCCGUUUCGUCGGCAUACUUCUAUCACAUGGACCCUACCAGUUUCAAGCUGACUCGCCUGUUCACCCCCGAAUCCACUUCGCCUCGCGACUCCAAUCUUACCUCCUUCUUCUACUUCAGUGGUAUCUGGGGCGACACGCAAUAUGCUGGUGACGACCCUCGCCAGAGGACUGUACCCGUUUUUGGCUUGAAGCGUUACGUCUCGGGUCCACAAGGUCCGAUCUUCAAGGGACUCGUCCGAAAAGGACUAUUCCCCGACAACCCCGAGCCCAAGAAGUUUAUACAGUUGGCUGUUGGAUUCUUGAUGUCGUGGUAUCCGUGUUGUCUACGUGGAUGGAGGUUCGUGGCAUCUUUGACGGUGAUGGUUGCGUGCAUCACACUAAUGGUGAUGGGGAUAAGGUAUGGCGUGAGGCGGUAUAGGAUGAGGAAGGGAUACAAGAGGAUAGAUGCUGAGAUACCGCUGGAAGAUCUGGAUUCGAGAGAGGACAUGGUAUCUAAUUACAGCGAUGACGGUCGAAAAUGA